Rhipicephalus microplus (southern cattle tick) is the source of this 2725-nucleotide messenger RNA. RefSeq names its product RNA exonuclease 5 (gene Rexo5). NCBI's taxonomy places the organism in Eukaryota, Metazoa, Arthropoda, Arachnida, Ixodida, Ixodidae. Gene Ontology annotation, molecular function: nucleic acid binding; exonuclease activity. Gene Ontology annotation, cellular component: nucleus. The record is from RefSeq and is a predicted model, not a curated record.
CAUUGCAGAGAAAAUGUGCCCCGUGGUAAACAUGUGUAAAUAUUAAAGCGUAAGUUAUCGCGAGACGAUAUUUGUGUGUGUACUGUCACUUUCUGCUCACGCGCGUGUUCGCAAGUGCACAACGGCCGCCAGCGCAAAGUGGAAUGGACUUGCGAGUCGUAAGCGUGCUUUGAUAUCCGUAAAAGCCUCAACCCACGUGUCUCUGGCUGCCUUCGGCCUGCUGGGCAGUCGUACUUCGUGUAAUCUGUCGCGAUGGCUCCCGUCAAAAUGUCAAAAGGAAGCACUGAGAAGCGAAUAGGGCUGAGUUCUAAGAAACUGAAGCGCAUGGAGUCUAAGAAAAAAAAGAUCGAAGCUUUCUUGCAGUUGUGCGGAGACAAGUCGUCAGCCGGCGCGAAAUCGGCCACCGCAAACAAGAAGCGCGACAACUCGCAUCCUUCAGAUCCGAUCAAGGCACUCAGUGACGAACUGGCGGAGCUUCGGGCCAGGAAGCAGCCGUUUCCAAGUGCGUGGAAGGAAAUGCCCAAGUUCUUUCUCACCGAUGAAGGCCACAAGGCAGCAUGGUCGUGGCCUGAAACGGACGACACCGCCGCCGAAGACGACGCCGUGCAAGACAAGACCGCCCUGUGCCUUCAGGACAUCCAAGCCCUGCUUCUCGUGGCCCUGAUGGGGCAAAAGACCCCGAUCCUGACGCGGUGGUGUCGAUACCUGCGACACGAGAAAACCAGCCAUAUCGUCGUGAUCACCGUGAGCGGACUGACGGCUGACGGGCUCAGCGCGAGUGCCCAACAGUUUACGAAGCUCAGGAACACAUUUCCCGACGGAGGCGUCCGUGUCAUUCCCUCCGCGUGUUACGGCGCUACGACCGAAUCUGAACUGACGCAAGUGCCGAUCAGCAUCAAUUGCAGCACCAAACUGCGCUGCUACUUUGGCUCCCUUGAGGCAGCCGAGGCUGCUGGCGCGGUCUAUAGAUGCUACGGUGCGUUCGUUCCAAUUAGGAGGCUCGGCAAUGAAGCGACCGCCGCGCUAGGUGCUCCCGAAACCAGCGACCCCACGGCUGUAGACCCGCCAGCACAAGAACUCGUGGUAGAUGUGCGUGGAGAGAAUACCGACACAAACGCAAAGUCUCAGCCGCCUGUUGGUAGCAAUUUACCUGAAAGGUUUCCCGCAACAGAUGUAACUCCGAGCAAAGGCGAAGACCUGCUCUCAUCUAUUGAGAUGCCCCGUACGUUUCUUCUGUUGAGUCCUGUUCAGAUGCUGACAGAAGGCUAUCCUCUGAUCAGGGCGAACAACACGGAAGAUUACGUCUACACGAAGAACUAUUACACACCCGUAAACCAUAACUCCCGCAUGUUUGGAUUGGAUUGCGAGAUGUGCUUGACAACAGCCAGAGUCAACGAGCUCACCCGAGUCACCAUGGUUGAUGAAGACGAAAAAGUGCUGCUCGAUGAACUGGUUAAACCUCGAAACAAAAUCAUUAACUACCUCACCCAGUUCAGUGGCAUAACAAAAGAAAUGCUGGACCCGGUUUGGACACGCAUCGAAGACGUCCAGAAAGCAAUAUCGGACCUUUUGCCCAGCGAUGCCAUCCUUGUUGGGCAGUCGUUAAACUUUGACUUGCACGCGCUACACUUGAUACAUCCGUACGUGAUCGAUUCCAGUGUCAUCUACAACGUCACUGGAAUGAGGCGAAUCAAGACAAAGCUCAAGACACUGACCAGCACUUUUCUCGGGGAGGAAAUCCAAACAGGCACCGAUGGCCACUGUUCCGCAGAGGACGCCACGGCUAGUCUUCGGCUUGUCAAGCAUAGGCUGAAACAGGGUCUCUUUUAUGGAGACUUGGUUCUUCAAGAAAUGCAAGAGCAAAUCAUCAAUAAAGCAUUUGAAACGUAUGACAAAAGGAGGCCAUUUGAAGUUUAUGUUUACAAGGAAAACAUGUUAGAUCAAAGCACAAGCGAAGCUUCUAAGAAGGUCAGAUACGAACCUAUCCCCAUUGAUGUACAUGAUGAAACAGAGCUUGGAUCCACCAGUGCAACCGUGACAUCCGCCAAAAACCCAGAACUCAGUUGUCUUGGAUCCACCAGUGCAAUCGUGACAUCCGCCAAAAACCCAGGACGGCACGACAAGAAAAAAAAAUCGUUGUCGACGUUGGCCUGGUGUCGCCAGAAGCUGCAAACCGACUUCCGGGGUGCCGUAAGCAACCUGUUCUACUACCUCCACAAAAGAGAGAACAGGAGGAAAGUGCACCUUGUUGGUAACAAGGAAGUCCUCGACAAGUACCCAAAGUUUGUGCUCAAAGCCACUCCGCACACAGAGGCGAGCAGCAAUUCGCAAGUCGCGCAAAAUGUGAAAUCUCUUAUGGAAACUAACCAGAUUGUCAUGGCAGGGCUCCAGGCUCUGGACGACAAUGGACAACUGAGCAAAGAAAAGGUAGCAGAAGUGGACAAGCUUUUGAGAAAGAUCUAUCGCAGCUGCAGGAAAGCAUGUCUGUUUGUCGUCUUGUUAGAAGGCUCGGUAGACGUGGACACCCAGGUGACCCAACAUGGACUGUGUCUUGUGAAGAUCAAGGAAGCUGAAAAGAGGCCUGUGAAGGAAGACUGAUGUUGAGGAUAGAUAGACCUCCCUGUAAGUGAUGUACAGAUGUCAUUAAGCAGACAUACUUUAAAAGCUUUCUUGACUGUGAGAGCAAUAAACAUGUAUAAAGUGGUUAAAGGAAGUUUAACACACA